UGCAUGUGUAUGUGCAUUCGUGCUUCGCUUUUCUGAACCUCGGCUGCCUCAUAUGCCACUGGGAUAAAUCUUCCUCACUCUGAACAGGAUCCUGCUUACUGGAUAUUCCUGAUGGAUAGCUAAAAGAGCUUACUUGCACAGCCACCUCGCUCACACAGUACUGCGGAAGAUUUCAUUGAGAAAUGUUUGUGUUUGCUGAAAGAAUGGGCAGAUAGUUACAAACCAACCCUUUUCUUCGUAAAAGCUAACCUGUGGAUACCAAAGAAUGGAAAUUGUUGAUGAUAGCUUACUUGGAAAUGGUACCAAUAUUUCUGCUUUCCUGUGUGAUAUCAUCUUGGAAAAUGACACUUUUUUCUGUGCGGAUGAUCCACCGUAUCCUUCUAAAGAUUUGCAUCAGACCAUUCGGAUCCUGCUGUACGCUUUGAUAUUUCUGCUCAGUGUUUUGGGGAAUAUUCUUGUAAUUACGGUGCUGAUAAGAAACAAGCGGAUGAGAACAGUCACAAAUACGUUUCUGCUCUCACUAGCUGUCAGUGACCUAAUGCUCUGCCUUUUCUGCAUGCCAUUCACCCUCAUUCCCAACCUGCUGAAAGAUUUUAUUUUUGGUAGUGCUGUUUGUAAAACUGCCACUUACUUCAUGGGUGUCUCUGUAAGCGUAUCUACGUUCAACCUGGUUGCCAUAUCUUUGGAGAGAUACAGUGCCAUUUGCAAACCUUUACAGUCCAGGGUCUGGCAGACAAAAUCUCAUGCCUUGAAAGUGAUUGCUGCUACCUGGUGUGUUUCCCUCAUUAUCAUGUCACCAUACCCAAUCUACAGCAAACUGGUACCUUUUACCAAGUACAACAACAGCACAGCAAAUAUGUGUCGGCUCCUUUGGCCAAGUGAUGUCAUUCAGCAAUCCUGGUAUACUUUCCUGCUACUCAUCCUCUUCCUUAUACCUGGGAUUAUAAUGAUGGUUGCAUAUGGCCUGAUUUCUCUGGAACUCUACAGAGGCGUAAAAUUUGAUGUCAGCCAGAGAAAAUCUGCACGAGAAAGAAAAACAAGUACCAGCAGCACCAAAUAUGAGGAUGGAGAUGGAUGCUACUUGCACAAAGCCAAAAGAAAAAGAAAAAUGCCAUUGCAACAGCUCUCUGCUACUAGCAGUAGCAAAAUAGACCGGGCAAGAAGCAGCAGCUCUUCUGCCAACUUAACAGCCAAGAAACUCGUCAUCCGCAUGCUGGUGGUGAUAGUGAUUCUGUUUUUCCUCUGCUGGACGCCCAUCUUCAGUGUGAACGCCUGGCGCGCGUUCGACACCACCUCAGCGGACCAGCAUCUCUCAGGAGCUCCUAUCUCCUUUAUUCACUUGUUGUCCUACACGUCCGCCUGCGUGAACCCCAUCAUAUACUGCUUUAUGAACAAGCGUUUCCGCAUGGGUUUUCUAGCCACUUUCACCUGCUGUGCUAAGCAAAAGCCCCCUGCAAUGAAAGGGGAGGCUGCUGAGGAAGAGGAGGGGAAGACAACGGGGGCCUCUCUAUCCAAAUGCUCCUACACACACGUGAACGUAUCUGCACCCCCCUGAGCUGCUUCUGGAGAGAAGAGGCUACAAGUGGCCUCAGAACUUCAAAUAUUUAUCAUCCGGUCUUGGGAAGUGACUGUGGCAUGCGCUGAACACAGUUUAGUUCUGAAGAAAUAAAACGCUUCAGCUGACAGUAAAUGCAGAGAGAAUUUCAUGGGAAAUGGAUGCUAUCAUUGUCUGUGCUUUAUAUCACCUUCCCUCAAAACUACAAAGGAGGAAAUGGGCUCUUUGGAGACAAGGGACUUUGUAAAAAGCCCUAGAAGAUGGCGUAUUUGUUAUAAACUGUCCUGGAAAAGGAAAAAAAAAAAGGCAUCCUUUCCAUCAACAGUUUAGCUCAGUUUUUAGCUACAGUUCUGAGUAUCCCACUAAAUUUCCCACGAUGCUAAUAGAUUCUCAAAUAUGCAUACAAACCUGCGUUUUACUGUCUGCACUUCAGUGUCUAUGUGUUAUAAUUAAAAUCUUCCAGUUACUUUCACAGUAUUUUUUCAAAUUAUUCUCACUGAGCUAAUACAUGCUGAGAACAUUUUGCUGUUGUAGUCAAUUAAGAGAAUUUUGGGGUGGAGAGAAAGGGAUCGUCUAUGGGAAAAUAAUGCUUUCAAGUAAAAUAGUUUCUUUUUUUUAGUAAAAUGAAAAAGACAUUGGUGGCUUUAAGCAUAGAUGGGACGCACUCUUCAUCCAGAUGAGAACCUAUGAUAAACUAAUAUAAAUUUGUGCGUUUUUGGUUUAAAUAAAAACCACAGAACCAGCACAAAGAAGUGGCAAGCGCCCAUGCAGGCAAGUGGCAGGUUCUGCAGCAAACCCAAAGGCUUUGGUGGAAACUACCGCAUGGGGAAGCAUAGGUAUAAAUGCUCAGGAUACGUGCAAAGAGGUGCUUUCACAAAAGACACAGGAUUGGACACCUAGACCAAUGCCCACAGUAGUAAUACAUCUCACAAACAUAUUGACAGUCAUUCCUAGUGUGGUACUGCACACAUGAAAAUAGAAACACUUAGAUGUAGGAAAACAGAAACAGUACACAAAGAAAGCAAAGACUGAAAGAGCAGGCACUUUUUUCAGGUAGUGAACAGCUUUACUAAACUUUGCAACUAUUUUCUCCAAAUAUACGUAUUUGUAAACAGAAAACAUGGAAAACAAUGAAUGAUGUAAUUAUUGGUGUUUUGUUGAGCAAAGAAAUCAGCCUCUCUGCUGAGCACUUGGGUGAGUGCACGUGUUCGGAUAAUGCGCUUUGCCCUGGGAGCUAGACAGUAGGAGUUAUAUAAAUUAUAUUGUAUUUCGUUUUGUGAAAAUACCUCUUGGAGAUGCUUCUGUCUUCUGAGUCAAUAUCAUUUAAAAAACUUGGUAUUAGACAGAGAUUAAAUUUGAGCAGAGUGGAAUGUAGAUGUGGAUGUGAAAUAUAACCACUCUCAAGGUUUUUAAUCGGAGAAUCUGCUCUCCUUCCAGAGUGAUUUUAAAUUGGAAAUAGAGUUUGGGUUCCAAGCGCCCGGAUUCACGUGCUGCCCUCAGCUAGUGCCCCAAGUGGUUACCUGUGCGGCUCUAGCACACAGCUGCAGCUAUUAACUUUUUGUAUCCAACCGGUCCACAGACAGGAAAUUAAAAAAAAAUUAUAGAUGCUAUUUAUGCACAGUCCAUAAAAACAAUGUUUUGCCUGCCAUGUUAAUAAAGUAGCGCUCUUUCUGGAGCUGGGAUGAGACCGUGGACAGUGAUCUGAUCUUUUGCAAAUUCUCAUGGAAGUAAAUCAUGGGAUUUAAUUCAUAGCAAUGAAAUGAAAAUUUUGCUUCAGUUAAAGAUGUAGGAUGAGACCUUCUACAAGCCUGUCCUGCCUGUUGAAACUGAAGGAACAAAACUAGCUGCUUUUGGAUUUAUGCAGUGAGAAAACAGAAAAAAUUAUUUGUGAAGUAUUUUGUACCAUUUGAAAGUCUGACUUCAUUAUAGGGCAUGGUUUAAAAUUGUUCCUGCAAAGAAAUCACAUUUUAGCAGUACACUGGAUGUGAAUAUGAGUACAUGCUGUACAGAGAGGAAACCUACUUUAGGGUUUUAUAUUUGUUCUAAAACACAAAUUCCUUUGCGUAGAUGUAGAUUUUCCAGCACUCCCAGAGUCGGCGCAGCUGUUCGUGCUCCGUUCCCCGCAUCCCUGAGGAUGGCGGGUUCACAUGAAAGGCGAAAGCUAUUUCCGACAGUGCCUUAAUCAGCUCACAGGUCCCCCGUGGCCUGCAAAACCUGCGGCUGCAGCAAGCCAGGAGAGUUUCUGCUUAGCCCCCGCUCGCAGUGGCCGCGGGAGCCGGCCGGCGGAGACGAGCGAGGGCGGCCGCAGCAGUGGGGCAGCAGCCCGGCGACCGGGAGCUUCGAGACAGGCCGGGAAGGGCACGUUCCCGCUUGGGCAAGGCCGGUUCUGGGCACGUGCCGCUCUUCCCCUCCAUUUCCCCCUACUUACUCUUUUUUUUUUUUUAAACCAAAGUGUUAGUGCUUUAACCCAACUCCAGAAGUCAUUAGCCUUAAGCCGGAUUCCGUCAAGGGGUAGAAUUAAGGUUUUAAAAUGCAGCAUUGCAACCCAGGGUGCUAUCUGCCUCUGCCCAGUCUCCUGGCCCAGGACACUGAAACCUUUCUGGGUGCAUCCUAGCGCAGUUCCCCAUCCAUGCAUGCCCAAAGCCGUUCCUGGCACCGACUGCUGUUCUUGCUUUGCUAACGUGUCAUAAAACCCUCCCAACACUUUCACUUCAGAUACUGGAAAUGUAUGUUCAAAUAUAAAUAUGAACAGAAUAAACUGGUAUCAAAA
Molecule: messenger RNA, 4325 nt
Organism: Dromaius novaehollandiae (emu)
Lineage: Eukaryota; Metazoa; Chordata; Aves; Casuariiformes; Dromaiidae
Gene: CCKAR
Product: cholecystokinin A receptor
Exons: 5
Coding region: 266-1555 (429 amino acids)
Biological process (GO): neuropeptide signaling pathway
Cellular component (GO): plasma membrane
Molecular function (GO): cholecystokinin receptor activity; neuropeptide receptor activity
Source: RefSeq, a predicted model, not a curated record